CUUUUGUUUUGCAGGUAUCCUGUUCACGAUGUUGGUAUUUGGACCUGCCUGCGGGUUCAUCUUGGGAUCUUUCUGUACGAAGAUUUACGUUGAUGCUUUACUUGCAGACACAAGCAAGCUGGAAAUCACUCCAGAAGACCCGCGAUGGAUUGGAGCCUGGUGGGCGGGCUUUCUGCUUUGUGGUGCCUUACUCUUUUUCUCAUCCCUGCUGAUGUUUGGAUUUCCACAGUCCCUCUCUACACAUAUGGAUAACUCUGAAGAGAGCGAGCAAACCAUGCUACCUGACCGGGAAUAUGAGAGGCCAAAACCCAGUAAUGGAGUGCUGGGGCACUCUUCUGAGUCAGGAGAGGAAGCUUCCUGUUUUCAACAGCUCAGAGUCAUUCCAAAAGUCACAAAGCACCUGCUCUCCAACCCUGUGUUCACCUGCAUCGGUCUUGCCGCCUGCAUGGAGAUUGCUGUGGUGGCUGGCUUUGCAGCUUUCCUGGGGAAAUACCUAGAGCAGCAAUUUAACUUGACAACAUCAUCUGCCAAUCAACUGCUAGGAAUGACAGCAAUACCAUGUGCCUGCUUAGGCAUUUUCCUAGGCGGACUUCUUGUCAAGAAACUAAGUUUAUCUGCCCUUGGUGCCAUUAGAAUGGCAAUGCUGGUAAACCUAGUGUCCACAGCUUGCUAUGUGUCCUUCCUCUUCCUUGGAUGUGACACAGGGCCUGUAGCAGGAAUAACUGUUCCCUAUGGAAACAUUUCUUCUUCGGGGGCUUCAUUAGUUCACCCACCUCCCUGCAACAGUGACUGUGAUUGCCACAAUGACUCCUUCACUCCUGUUUGCGGUGCUGAUGGUAUAACCUACCUGUCUGCCUGCUAUGCUGGCUGCACAAAGAAUCUGACUGGCUGCUCAUGUGUCAUGUCUGUCCCCAUUGAGAACAGCACAGUGGUUCCUGGAAAAUGUCCCAGCCCUGGAUGCCAGGAGGCCUUUCUCACAUUCCUAUGUGUGAUGUGUGUUUGCAGCAUGAUUGGAGCUAUGGCCCAGACUCCAUCUGUCAUCAUUCUUAUAAGGGCAGUAAGUCCAGAGCUCAAGUCAUAUGCACUGGGUGUUCUGUUCCUUUUACUACGUCUAAUUGGCUUUAUCCCUCCACCGCUGAUCUUUGGAGCUGGGAUUGAUUCCACCUGCCUCUUCUGGAGCACGUUUUGUGGGGAGCAGGGAGCUUGUGCGCUAUAUGAUAAUGUUGCCUACAGAUACCUUUAUGUCAGCAUUGCUAUAACACUGAAAUCUUUAGCAUUUAUCCUGUAUACCACCACAUGGCAUUGCUUAAGAAAAAAUUAUAAGAGGUACAUCAAAAACCACGUGGGAGGGCUCACGACAAGUGAAUUUUUUGCAUCGACUUUGACCUUAGAUAACCUGGGCAGAGACACUAUCGCCCAAAAGAAAACGAACAGGACAAAAUUCAUCUAUAACCUUGAAGACCACGAAUGGUGCGAAAACAUGGAGUCUGUUUUAUAGUAGAUGGACAGACAGCUUGACCAUUGUCCAGGAAGAAUUAUUUAUUUUUUAAAGGAAUAAAUCUAUAUAAAUUAUUUCUUUCGGUCAGACCUAGGAUGGUUUACUGAGGUAUAAGUUCAUGUUUGGAAAGAACAAUGCAGUUGUUUGUUUUAAAGCCAUCAGCAUCUGAUCUUCCAGUGGGUUGGAUACAGUAUCAAGCCUUUUUGGCUUGUUUUUAAUGAAGAACCCACCAUGGGAUGUGAAACUAAACAAAGUUGGCAUGGCACCAGCCUACUACCUAGUGGCACUGGGCAGCACGCUGUUUUGAUUGAUACAAGAGCAAGUCAUUUGCUGGGUGGUGGCUGACAGCACAUUACACUUAAAAUCAGCUCUACCAUUGCUGUGAAUGGCAGAAAGAACCAGGCUUUAAGAAAUCCUAAUCAACCUAAUGACUUUUAAAAUUCAGUUUUUUUGCCAGAUUAUUGAUUGAAAUGUAACCCUGUACUGCCACCAAUGCUUGUAUCCUAUGAAUAAUCUCUGUAAUGAUGCACAAAAACUUAAUAGAGUAUGAUCUAGGCUUUCCUUUGUUUUGGAAGAUUUUAGAUUCAAUACACAGUAAUCAACAAAGAUGUCUUCCCUACAUAGGAUGCAGCAGCAUACUUUAUUGAAUAGGAGCCAUUAAUACUUAGUAUUAAUGUUAUGGUUGCUACAAUGCAUAGUAAUCAUAAUCUUUUAUUAAUGUACAUGAAAACUGUUUCUUCCACUGGUUAACUUAGGGCUUUUUCUGUACAAAUUUGUAGAUUUAUUGGCCAUUGUACUGAGUCAGCUGUUCCUCCAUUAAUGGGGAUUAAAAUCACAGUCGGGGAUAUUUAUGAGAUUGAGAACUGGUGCAUGUAGCUGUGCAAACAAAAUGUUAAACAAAAACCUUGUGACUGUUUUUCAAGUACUGUUUACAAACCUAAAUCAAAUAUUCAUUUGUUAGCUUUUAAGCAGCUUUCUAUAUAUCAAAACCCUAGCAUUUUAUAAAUGUUCCCAACUUUUAAG
Nanorana parkeri is the source of this 2521-nucleotide messenger RNA. RefSeq names its product solute carrier organic anion transporter family member 3A1 (gene SLCO3A1). NCBI's taxonomy places the organism in Eukaryota, Metazoa, Chordata, Amphibia, Anura, Dicroglossidae. Gene Ontology annotation, molecular function: protein binding. Gene Ontology annotation, cellular component: membrane. Gene Ontology annotation, biological process: sodium-independent organic anion transport; prostaglandin transport; transmembrane transport. Bases 29 to 1498 code for a protein of 489 amino acids. The transcript is spliced from 8 exons. The record is from RefSeq and is a predicted model, not a curated record.